Magallana angulata is the source of this 2004-nucleotide messenger RNA. RefSeq lists its product as uncharacterized. The transcript is spliced from 2 exons. The coding region runs from base 1 to 1710 and encodes 569 amino acids. The record is from RefSeq and is a predicted model, not a curated record. NCBI's taxonomy places the organism in Eukaryota, Metazoa, Mollusca, Bivalvia, Ostreida, Ostreidae.
AUGCCAUUGAGUCGAGCAGAAAUACAGAAGGGGUACAGAGAAAGGAAGAAGGCCAAGGAGGGUGAAAGUUACCUCCGAAAGGAGAGAACAAGGAGAAUGAAAUAUUGUUCCCUCAGCAGAGUUGUCAACCAAGGAAAGAAAACGAAGAAACAAACAGAAUGCAGAGCGAAAGUUCAUCCCAAUGUAGAACUUUCCCUGGCUACAUUUUGCAGAAUGAGACCCAAACACAUACUUAACACGAGUAUGAUAUCUAGAAGCUGCUGCUUAUGUACAAAACAUCAAAAUAUGGCGUUACUGCUUCGGUGUCUGAAAAGUAACGGGAUCCAAGUACCAUUGAAUCCUGAAUCAUUUAUGAAGCAAACUGAUCAACCCAAUCUCCAAGACAAGCUACCAGAUGAUGUUAAAUACAGUCAGUGGAAAAGAAUCGAAGUCACAGAGAAGGGAAAGACAAAAAAUGUUACAAGAAUUGUAGAACUUAAUGCUGAAAAAAAAUUGUUCAUAGAAAGUUUUCAAGCACAAUUAAAAGAAUUUGAAAGUCACGUUUUUAGAGUUAGAAGACAAUAUCAGGAAAUAAAAAGUCUAAAGGAUAAACUGCCAAAGCAUCAUUUCAUUGUACAGAUGGAUUUUGCGGAAAACUAUUCUUGCAAAUCGAAUGAGGAAAUCCAAUCUGCAUAUUGGAAUAUGACUUCUGUAACACUUCAUCCGAUUGUGGUUUACUUUAUGAACACUGACAUGAAAUUGGAACAUCAAAGUUUUGUUGUUGUUUCAGAUGAACUGAGCCAUUCGGCAAUAACUGUACACGGAAUAUUGGAGAAGAUGAUCCCAAAGCUCAAAGAAAUAGAUGAAGAUGUUGAAAUGAUUCACUAUUGGACUGAUGGGCCAACCAGCCAAUAUCGUAACAAACAGGUUUUUUUCACUAUUGCUAACCACAAGGAAAUAUUCGGAGUACAAGCACGCUGGAACUACUUCGAAGCCGGGCAUGGCAAGGGGCCAUGUGAUGGUCUCGGAGGAACCACCAAGAGGAUGGCUGAUGAAGCGGUGCGCAGUGGUAGAACAGUUAUCCAACACGCUGAUGAUUUUUUUAAAUUGGCUGUUGAAUCCAACUUAAAAGGAAUCAAAUUUCUUUUUGUAUCCUCAGACGAGUGUAAAUCAGCUGCAAAUAUUCUGUCCGCGAGAAAUGUUAAGCCUCUUCAAGGUACAUUCAAAGUCCAUGCUGUAAUUGGAAAAGGAAAUUCCAUUGUAGCUUGGAAUGAGGUGAGUUGCCACUGUGACCAAUGUUUUUUGGGUGAUAAUCCAAACUUUGACCAUGGUUGGAAAGUACAAAGCUUGAAUAACCGAACCAAUAACCUUAAAAUAAACACAGGAGAGGAUGACAAAUUAGCGGAAGAAGCUGAUAAGGUAAUGGAACAACCACCAACUACAAAUGAACGCAAGAUUGAUCUUAUUGAUGGAGAAUAUGUUGCUGCAAAGUACGAUAGAACCUGGUAUAUAGCAAAGAUUCUACAAAUCGACGAUUCCGACGAAGUAGAGGUGACUUUCAUGGAGAGAAAAAAGCAACUUUUCCAGUGGCCAGCAAGAGAAAACAUCCUUUGGAUACCGGUUACAGAUGUUAUUUGUAAAGUCACAGAACCAGUGUACACAGGAAAAUCUAAAAGAAUGCUGAAACUUCUUCCUGAAGACAAGGAAAAAAUUCUGAAUUUGUUUCAAUGAUAUUGUGUGAAAUGUACGUUACAUAGCACGUUAAAUAUGUGCAUUAAGUGAUUGUUUAUACCAAACUAUCAUUGUUCAGAAUCAUUAAAAGCAUAUGCUACCAUUCAUUUAAAGUUUAAGCACGAUUAUUGAUCUUAAACAUUAUAAAAUGUUGCUUAUUUGUUUCUUUGUUAACGUACGUUACAAUUUUCAAAGUAGGUUAAUGUUUAUUUUAUACUUCUUGAUUUCAUUAAAAUUAUCAAAUAUGACAAAUUAUUCUCUGUGUUAUGUUCAUAUGCAUUCUGGGUAUUUACU